Messenger RNA from Procambarus clarkii (red swamp crayfish), 9485 nucleotides. Its product is annotated as (E3-independent) E2 ubiquitin-conjugating enzyme UBE2O. Lineage: Eukaryota; Metazoa; Arthropoda; Malacostraca; Decapoda; Cambaridae. The record is from RefSeq and is a predicted model, not a curated record. Gene Ontology annotation, molecular function: ubiquitin conjugating enzyme activity.
CAUAGUCACCUCUCUUGCAUAAGUUCUUUAUUAUGUUCAUAGCCUCACGAAAAUCCUAGUAUUUGGAAAACGCAAAGAAUUUUUACAUAAAGUUUUUUUUGUAUCAAUAGCCAAUUUAAAGUGAUAGUCAGCAGGUGGUGAAGCGCUCAGUUGUCUGGACACAACUGAGUCCAACAUGGCGCAGGAGUAUCAAUACUUUUACGAGGAUGAGGUCUAUAGAUUUAACAAAAAGGGGAACCUGGAACUUGGAAUGGUGCUGGAAAAUGCCGAAUUUGUGUCGAGUGAUGAGGAAUCUGACUUAGAUGAGGAGUAUAAGGUGACAAAGGGCAGUAUUCGUGUGGCGUGGUACCCCAAGGGAGAGGAGCAGGUUCUGCCUGAGAGGAAGGUGGGGCUGGCAGAUCGCUCGCUUAUGCCAGGUGAUGUUGUACGGCGUUUGAUCCGAGGAAAGGACACCCAGCGUGGUUACUGUCGCCAGGUUCAUGUGACCUCCAGUGUUCAAGUUGUAGGAACGAAGCACGUAAUAUUAAAUGUUGACAGCAAUGAUCUUACUCCACUAGAGGAGUUCACAACAGACAUUGCUGUAGCUUUAGAUUCUUGGGUGGGAAUGGUGCACAUGGUCAAGUGUCGACUGGUGAUGCUGUGCUCUGAUGGAUCUAGAUGUAUAAUGUCCGAUGGUGAAGCUCUGGAACUGGAUGAUAUGCGGGAUACGCGAGACAGGGUUAGAUUGGACUCAGAGUUUCGGCGGUAUGACUUUUACCCUGGCCAGCAACUAGUGGGAUGCGCAAGGGCUUUUGAUGAUGUAGAAUGGAUCCAUCGUACACGGGAGAUGGAAGUUGUUCUCUCGAAGCCUCACAAGUCUAUAAAAGUCACUGUUGAACAAGUUCAGGUAGUACAGCUUGGAGUGCGCUGGCAGUGUCGGGCCUUUUCCAAUGACCUAAAUAUAGACAAAGAACAGCCUAAGUAUCUUGUUCAGGGAGAGGAUUUGAAAAGAGUGAAAAUGCUGAAUGUGUUUGAGCCUUGUACACUUCAGCUAGGUGACCGUAAUUAUUAUUGCUCAAAAGAAGGAGACAUUAUCAUGACCCGGGAUCAGUGGAGGAAACUCAUGGCAGCACAGCUCUCUGCAGAUCAUACUAACCCUUGCCCUCUGAGGCCCCGACCUGCAAAGAAUAAGUCAAAGAGAAAAGUACGGUGUAUUUUAUCUGGUGCUGUUGAAGAUAUAACAGAUCCACCUGGUAGUGCAUCACAGACAAAUGGAACUGAAGAAAUUCAAGUGACUGUACUUCAAGACGUUGUGGGUGCUGAAGGAGGCGUGUCAUUAGAAAACUCCAAAGAAGACUAUAAAGCUGACAGUGAUGGGUAUAUUGAUUUAGAUACAGAUGACUGUUCUGAUACAGCAUCUAUCAGUAGUGAGGCAUCUACUGGAUCUUUAGCACUGAUACCUUCCCACCUGCUGCCACAACUUCUUUGCUGCUUGAUAAGGGUGUGUUUUGCUCUGGUGUGUGUGGUUGGUGACACCCUCACCUGGUGUGUGCGGCUGGCUGGUCAGGGAUGCACCACAUUAUCUAGUUUCUUCCUCCUCACUGCCAUCACAGGGAAGCGUAACAAGAAGGGUCCAGCACUAAUGACCAAGAUGAUGAAGAAGCGUAAAUUAAAGAGGGCAAAGCGAAAGGCUGCCAGUGACGGAGCUACAAUCAAGCCUGGGGAUCAGCUGGUGGUAGAAACACUGAUGACCACAUCUAAGGCUGAUGUUGUUUGGCAGGAUGGUACCUUGGAGAAGUCCAUCCUCUCAACUGUGCUGUACCCCAUCCACCAUUUAGAUGAUCAAGAAUUUUUUCCUGGUGACUUUGUAGUGGAACAAAAAGAUGCUAUAGAUCCUCAUGAAUAUGGUGUUGUUCAAAAAGUUGAUCAUGGUGGAAGGACUUCCAUUGUUAAGUGGUUCAGAACUUACACCGCUGGAAAUGAGCCACGACCUGAGCUUGUCUGUGAACAAGAAAUGAGUGUGUAUGACUUGAGAGAUCACCCAGACUUCCGUUACCGCCCUGGCUCAGUUGUCAUAAGGGUUGCUAACUUUGAAAAUGACCAGAAUUGUUUUACUGGUCAGGUACUGGACAACUUUCCCUCUGGAGAAGUUAGUGUAUGGUGGGUAGAUGGACGGAAGUCAGUGUGUUACCCUCAAGAUCUUUACAAGGUGGGAGAAUAUGACUCUGAUGAGGGAGAGUUGUGGGAUGACACCGCCUCUGACGAAUCCUGGGAAACUGAAAGUGAACAUUCAGUUAUUGCUGAAGAAAGUGAAAGCGAGAGUGAAGGAUUGCUUAAAACAAGGCUGGUUGCAAACAUUGAAAAGGCACGGAUAGCCAUGAGUCGCCUCGAAGAAAUCUUUACUCAAAAUCCAGCCCUUCAGACUACAGCUGUGAUGAAACAGCUUCUGGACUGCUACAAAGAGUGCAGAUAUAUGGACAAGCUGAUGGGAACUAGCUUCUUCCAUGAAAGCAAUUUUCAGGGCCUAAUAGAGAAAGUUCGUGAACGUGGCCGAGCAUCUACUACCCAGCGAAUGACGGAGCAGAUCAACCGUCUCUUCUCAACUUCAGACACUGAAGCUGGGCCACUUAAUUCACCAGUAAACUGUGGAGAAGAAACGAAACCUGAUGCUGGGAAGUCUGAGACUUCUAAACAUGAUACAGCAAAAACAAAUAAAAGUGAUCCAAGCAACAAGGAUGCCAAGAACAGCAAGGAGUGCAAAGACUCGUGCAAUGCAGACACUGCUAUCAUGUCCUCCAAAAAUGCUAUACUCAGCAGUUCUGCAACACUUUCAGAAAAUUUGGCAAAUCUCAGCUUAACUCAGAGCAAAGCCAGCAAAUCUGAAAAGUUGCUGGAGGGGGGACGGAGUAGGGGUGGAGAACUGCGCCACAAAAGGAUGAGUGAGACUGACAUGACACUGCAUGACAAGACAUAUUCUGACUCACGUUUAAAGGAUUCUAAGAGUUGCAAUGAUCUGAAGGUAUCAUCUGAGACUCUGAGUGGGGUUACAGAAGAAAUUCGUACCUCCCAUAUGUGUGCUCAGCUAUGCUCACUCAUGAAGGCUCAACUACUGAAGACUUACGAAGAAGUUGUCUUUCGUUUUGGUGGACAUUUUGAUAUGAGUCUUAUGCAGGCAUGUCAGGAUCCUGAAGGUGCUCAUGGAGAGUUCAAAGAGAACUUGCAGAGUGAAAAUAAAGAAAACAUUCCAAUUUUCAUAGCUGAAGAUCUUGUUAAUGAAAACAAAUCUGUACCUCUGACACAGGAAACUCCACAGUUAAUAAGGCCAGAGGCAGAAGCAUUGGUAAUCGAAAAUCAAGAAAAACAAGAUAUGGAAGAGGAGAAAAAGAAUAUGGAAAAUGAAGUUGAGAAUGUUACAGAACUUAUGCAAUGUAUUUCCCCAGUCAUGACUUCACCAACAACAAAUGGCAGCCUGACAUCUAAUAAUGGAAAUGAUUGUGAGGUCACAAACAAAAAUAUAACAGCAAGUGACUCUGCAAAUGAUGAUUUAAUUAAUGCUAUUAUUGCUAGUGCUGUUGCAUCAGUCAAUGGAGAGGUUACUGCUGCCAGCAUUAAGACGAGUGGUCGUGAAGUAGCUGUCAGUCCAACAGAAGGUUGUGGACUAGCACUUGGGAACUGUCUUCCAAGCUCUGAGCCAGACGGUUUUCUGGUAUUGGAAGCUGCUCCUGAUAGUCAUAAAUUUAAGCUGACAAUGUUUCAGCCAACUGAUCCGCCACAUUUCUAUAGAACAGUUCGCAAAGAAAUGAAGUUGUUAACAACAUCCCUCCCUCCAGGCAUCUGGGUCAGAGGCUAUGAGGAUAGAAUGGAUCUCUACUCAGUCAUGAUUCGAGGACCGGAACGAACUCCAUAUGAAGAUGGCCUCUUCUUUUUUGACUUCCAGUUAUCGGCAGACUACCCACGUGCUCCCCCACUUUGUCAUUAUGUUACUUACUGCUCUGACAAACUCAAUCCAAACCUGUAUGAGGAUGGGAAGGUUUGUGUAUCUCUUCUUGGUACAUGGAGUGGCAAAGGCACAGAGGUGUGGACAAGCCAAAGUAAUCUUCUUCAGGUCAUCAUUUCUAUACAGGGUUUGAUCCUAGUGAGUGAACCAUACUUCAAUGAAGCUGGAUAUGAGCGUCAGAAAGGCACACAGCAGGGACGGGAAAACUCGCGCAUGUACAAUGAAAUGGUAGUCCUUAAACUUAUUCAGGCUAUGGCAAAAGUGAUCCAGGCACCACCUGAUAUCUUUAAAAAUGAAAUUAUUCAUCAUUUUCAUAUGAAAGCCUUUCGACAAGUACAGAGGUUGGAGUGCUGGCUUGAAAUAUCUGAGAAUUACAAUAUCUGUCACCCACUCUCACCAACAACACCCACUACCUUCAGAGAAAUACAUAAAUCAGAUACCAGUACCAAAGUUGAACUGCCAGAAUUUCCACUUAUUCCAGCUUCAAAAGGUUUUUGUAUUACAUUACGGAAAACCCUUCAGCAGUUUAAGGGCAUUCUGGAGUCUGUAGGAGUGUCAACAGAUCAUCAAGCUGCUCCUGGUUUUAGUAUAGCAGAUAUGAAGCUGCCCACAACAUCGGUGGUCACAGGAAACAUUGAAACUAAAGUUACUAAAGCUGCCUCUGUCAAGACAGAAGCAGAUAAUAUUGUUGGUCAUAACUCGUAGCUAUUGUCCAAUUCUAGCCCAUCUAUCCCAGUUAUUAUUAAUGUAUUUAUUAAUGUUAAUAUUCAGUGCCUGUGCGGGUUGUGGUGUUCGUUAAGUUUUGCAAGUUGUGGACAAUGUCAGAUUCCGGUCCUCUACAGUAAUAAGUUAGAUAUUUUCCCUUUUUGUAAUGAAUCUAAAAGGAGAUGAUAUAUUGCCAUCCCAACUAAGAUUUUUUUAUUCCAAAGAUUAUAUGUAACUUGUACCAAAACGUUCAUUUUAUGUACACAGCUCUCUUGACAAACUUUUGUAAUAAUUUAUCCUUUUUUUAUAUAUAUAUAAUACAUUUUUUGGUGUAGUUUAUAAAUAUUAUCACAUGUCAUUGUUAAUAUUUAUUAAUCAAAUGAGUUUCAUAUAAACAUUCUCCUUAUAAUUUCACAUUUCAUUUCAUUUCUUCUACAUAGCUUCUUUUACAAUUAGCGUAUCUUUGCCUUGUUUACUAUCCCAGUACCUUUUGUUGCUGCAAAAAUAAAUAAGUUUUAAGAAUUUGAAGAGAUUACAUUGUCAUAAAUCUUUUCUCCUCAUUAUUUAUGAAAAGAAUAAUUUUAAUGGCUUUGCUGUCCAAAUGAGGCAUACCCUAACCAUCCUCUUAAGGUGGAUUAUGGAGUGAUGUUUAUGAAGACAAAUAUAUUUGUCGUGAACUUAAUGGUACUGUAUUGGUGCACUUUCCUUUGCAAAGGAACUGGGAUAUUUCUAGUGUUUCUAAACAAAGUAUUUUAUGUUUACAGUACUGUACAGUUAUUCGUUUACUCCCAAAUAAUUUGUUAACUUCGAAAAUGAAUCAAUUUUCCUUUAAUAGAUUCUUUUCAAAGUGCCUCUUUUUUUUUUGUUUUUUUUUUAGUAUUGCCUUGAUCAUCUAUGCUAUUUAAUACAUACUAUCUUGCUGGAUCUUUGACUUUAUAUAUCUUUUAUGGUAUUCAUAGUGUGAUUCCUGAGAGAUUUUCGGCUAAUUUUGCAAGGCUAUAGAUGAUCAGGAUACAGAUUUGUAAGUAAUGUUUUGUUUUACUAUCAGCAAUAGUUGUCAGGAAGAUUACUGUAUUCAACACUUUGUGUUUCUUUACUGCUUUGCUCCUGUAAAUAUGAUAAUGAGAAUCUCGAAAGCUCAGUUGGCUUCAGAAUUUUAUAAAUGUUGAAAACGAUAGAAGCUGUGGAGAGAACGUACUUCUCAUCAUGAAGCCAGUCCUAUGCAGUACAAGAUCCAGCUGGAAUCACCCUCAAUGUAAGUUCAACUUUAUAAACCAAAAUAUGUUUCGUUGUAUUUCAUUACGUGUUAACCUUAAACAAAUUGAGUAAUAUUUCUGAGCACCACUAGUUCUAUUAUAAUGUUGCCAUGAACUAGUUUUUAUGCUGGGUCUUAUGAUAUAUUAGAAACUUUAAAAUAUUUUAUAGUUUUAUUAUGUGUUACACUGUCUUACUUGUUGGAUAUCUUCUGUUUUUAUUUGCAAAUGAUGCACUCCAUAUUCACCUCAUGUAUGAGUAUUUCCAGCUAGUAAUGGCAGCAUGUAGCUUCAUAAACAAAAUUUGUAUGUAUUAGGACUGUGUUUGGUAAACAAAUUAAAUGUUCCUUUCUUGUUUGCUUCCUGUAAUUACUUAAAAACAAGCACCACAGCCAAAGCUAGUCAUUGUUGCAUGUCAUUAUUGUUCAUAAUAUGCCUGAGGAAAAUGGGAUAUUACUGACUGGAAAAGGGCUAGGGGGAAUUCCUAAGGCUAAUUAUUGAGCUCCGAAUCUGUUGUUUAACAUUAUAUGCUUCUACACAACUGCACUGACAUGUUGCACCUGUAGGGUUAUGGGACGUACACUGGAAUGGAAGGGGACAGGUGACAAGUGUAAUAUAUGUUAGGGAGGAACAAGAAGCUGAAAAAUAAAAUAGAUCAGUUUUAUUACUUACAUUUUGCUAUUGUUUUUAUUGAGUGAUUUGUGAGUAAAGCUUAUUUCUUAAGAGAUUUUUUUGUUGUUAAAAGAAUGUGGAGAGAUAUGUGGGUAUCCACUCCUUCCCUCGUUCCCUCAUCCCAGUGGUAAUAAAUAUGUUAUGUGGCCGCUUAGUUACUAUCAAUCGAACAAUUCUUGCAGUUAUGUAAUCUGUAAUUGUGUUCAUUAAACUAGUUAAUAUUUCAUUUGGAGAAAGAUUUGUUAUAAUUUGAAAAGAAAUAUGCAAGAAAGGAGCUUUGCUAGUGUGCAAAUUUUUUUCUUGGUUAAAAAAAAUAGAGGAAAUGUAAGAGGUAUAAUUUUAUUUGCAUAGUUUGGGGUAUAAAGUGCACCUUUAGACUUGAAGAAAAUAGUGAAGAGUACAAUUUACAAUUUGCUGUACUAUAUUUCAUUUAAACUGAGAAAUAUUUAGUCUUUAUGAUAAAAAUAGAUUAUUGUUAAAAAUACGUAAGUAAAAAUGUUACCUUGAAAAGAAAAUGAUGGAAAAGCAAAAUGAAAUUACUGAAUAUUCUUUUAAGUGUAAAUAAAGAAUAAAAGAAUACUGUAUUAACAAUUAUGCAUUGAAGUAAAGUUACAAAAAAAUCAUUUGGUAAUGUUAUUGCAUUUUAAUGAAAAACAUAAUAAUAAGUGGUUCGUACUAGUGGCUUGAAUCAAAGAUGGGAGGGAGAGUUGAGCAGGUAUGCUUGGUUCAUACAGCAAAUGGCUGGAAUUCAACUCGCUCCUCAUCCUUCCCAAUAUCAGGGUUUUAUGGCUCCUGUUCCGUACCACCACAUCUGAAAGGUUCGGUUUGCUGCUUAUAGGUGCUAACAACUUUAGUUUGGAGCAUUGCCUAAAUGAUGUAUGUAAAGUGUUAAAGUAAAUGGCCAAGAAUUCAGUUACCAGAAUGCAAUGAAAAAUGUUUACAGUAAAAUUUAUUUUAGGGGAGUAGUAUUGGUAGAGGAUCAUGUGAUUAAUAUUUACAGCGUAAGUAUUAUCAAUAUUGUUUAAAAUCCUCUUUGAUCAUUACACUGAACUUGCCAUGUUAAUCAAUCCACAUGAAAAUCCAUUCAUUUAAAAAAUUAACUGGCCAACGAAUAUUAUGCUCCGUUUAUUUCAGUAUAAGAAUUCCACCUUAGUAUAGUAUAUAUCGUAUAUUGCUACAAAAGUGGCAGCUGUUGUAAGUGAUUAUGCCAGUAUAGGUAUAAAAAAAAAAUAUUCAUUAUUUUGAUUUCCAGCAGUUAUUCCUGUAUUAGAAUUUGCCUAAUACUUGUAGCUGACUGGUAUUGUUUAAUUCCAAAAUACAAAGUGGCUCAUUACAUAUUUGCAUUUAUUUUGCUGUGGAUCACAUCACAAUUGAUUCACUUGCCACAUCAUAUUUUGAGAUCCAGAUUAAUUUUUGUUCAACUCUCUUUGCUCUGUGGUAAAAAUUGGCAGUUUUAUUUUGGGGAUGUUUUUCAUAUUUUCAAUACAACGGAAAGCCAGAAUAUAUUUCUUACACUGACCUCCAUAUAGGUGGUGGCUCAGUAUGCCCCAGUACUAAGAGUAGCAAUUUGGUUAAAUGUUGAACAAUAUACUGCAGUUUUGCAAGUUCUAAAAUAAGAUAGUAAUGUUUUGGAAGGUAAGAAUAAUGCCGAGAAAGUAUAGAAAAAUAAAUAAAUAAAUAAGAGUUCAUGUAUACCCAAAAAUCUUUCAUUACUGUAUAACAGUACUUUAUUAUUUGGCAAGGAACACAGUUUGCUAAUUGUUCUAAAACAAAUUACAACAAAAUUAUUAUAUUCAAAUGAAUAAAUAACAGUUGUUCAACCUGGUUCUACCUGUUUUUAAUUUUUUUUUUUAUAGUGAUGGUUAUUUUUUUAGUUUAGGAACAGUGAGGUUUAUUAUUUAAUGUAUUUGGUUUUUGUUACUCAUAUUGGUUUUGUUCUGCUAAUUCCUGUUCAGAAAUAAGUGCAUCAUUAAAAUGAAAGUUUGGCAAGUCAAUACUUAAUGUUUUCCAAUCUUCAACUCUUGCUUUCAUUAACUAACCUCAAUUGGCAUUCUGUUGCCCAUCAUAUUCUAGUCAGUUUUCUCUCAAGUGGACAUAAUAAGUCAAACUGUUAUUGAGAUUCAACUGAUUAAUACAUUUACAGAAUGACAUUAAUAAAUAUGUAUAUAAAUGUAUACAAAUGUCCACUUGGGAAUGUUACAGUAAGAGUGCACUUUCACAUUCAAAUAUUGUGUAUGUGUAUCCUAAUGGUUUAGCAAGUAUAUUUCUAUGCACAAUAACAAUUUUUAAGAGUUGAUAUUGUAUGUAAGGGAGGUUGUACGAGAUGAAUGAGAAGUGUGUUGAGGUAUUUGGGAACAGACUUUUAUUGGUCAUUGUUGUGAUAAUAUAUUAUUGGCUUAAGUGUUCUCUACUUGAUUAUCAUAAAUGAAAUAAAUUUUCUCACUUUUCCUAGUUAAUUUAUGUAAAUUAAGUGAUCUGAUAUAUCAUCACUGUUGAUUAUAUAGUAUAGAUUUUGUGAUUUAAUCAUGUAUGAAAAAAUUAAGGUUUUUGCAUAUGUGGAUGUGUACAAGAUUUAUUUAAUGCUUUUAUUUUGUAAAAAUGUCUUUACAUGCUUUAUUCUUUAUUCAGAAAUUACUGUAAAAUAUGUAACUUUCUGGGAAAAUUGAAAAGGUGUAUUAAGAUUUUGUUACAUUGGUAAUUGGAAUGGAGUUUGACUGAAUAGACUUGAACAAAGCAGAAAGAAUAUACAGUACCAUAGAGGACAGUUUCUAUUACAUGUUUGGUGUUACAUAUGCAUUCUUCAUUUAAUGGCUAUAAUUCAUUGAGAAUCUUUUAAGUUACAUUUGUCAUAAUAAAGUACAAUAAUGUAUUUAUUAGUU